UCGCCUCUAAUGUCGCCUGCAAAAUCUUCGAGUCCCGCAAGUGACUCGGUAUCACAAGACCUAUCUCAGAUCAAGAACGGAGAAGACGAGAGAAGGAGCAGUUCAGUCGUUUUCUCUCCUUCAAGCUUCAAGCCUUUGAACCAUCGCCGGACUGCACCCAAACAUAACGAUGCCGGAAAGUUCGAAUGUCAGAAUUGUCAUCAAAUCUUUGACCGCAAAUGCGAGUGGAACAAACACAUGGACAAGCAUGAACGACCAUACAAGUGCGACAAACCGCAAUGCGCCAAGUUGCUAGGAUUCACCUACUCAGGUGGCCUCUUGCGUCACGAGCGUGAGGUUCACGGCAUGCACGGCGGGCCCAAAGAACAACUCUUCUGCCCUAUCAAGCACUGCAAGCGACACACCGAACAGGGCUUUACACGACGCGAGAAUCUGCAGGAGCAUCUACGCAGGGUGCACAAGCUGCAAGAUGUAGAAAGUAUAGAAGCUGCUGCCCAGGACGCUCUCACGCCCAGAACUGUACCAUCAGAUCACGAUUCUGACGACGACAACCGAUUGACAAAGCGUAAGCGCACGAGUAUCGUAAGCCUAACUGAGGACGUGCCGGAAGAGGACGUCAGAACACAGCUGAAGAAGUUGCGACUCGAAAACGCGGAAUUGAGGGGCAUGGGCGAGAACCAACGGGCCGAGAUCAACGAGAUGAAGGAACAGAUCAAGCGCCUUGCAGAGCAACUCGCAGAACAACGCGCAGCAACACAAACUGUACAAAUUCCUCGCUGGCGUCCGAAUGGGACAGGAUGA
Molecule: messenger RNA, 801 nt
Organism: Aureobasidium musti
Lineage: Eukaryota; Fungi; Ascomycota; Dothideomycetes; Dothideales; Saccotheciaceae
Source: the annotation of a GenBank genome assembly